This is a messenger RNA of Suncus etruscus (white-toothed pygmy shrew), 951 nucleotides long. Its product is annotated as olfactory receptor 8B12-like. Gene Ontology annotation, cellular component: membrane. Lineage: Eukaryota; Metazoa; Chordata; Mammalia; Eulipotyphla; Soricidae. The coding region runs from base 13 to 951 and encodes 312 amino acids. Gene Ontology annotation, biological process: G protein-coupled receptor signaling pathway; sensory perception of smell. The record is from RefSeq and is a predicted model, not a curated record. Gene Ontology annotation, molecular function: G protein-coupled receptor activity; olfactory receptor activity; odorant binding. The transcript has a single exon.
UCACAGGAAAGCAUGGCUGAAGAAAACAAUUCUGUGAUGGUGACAGACUUUGUACUUGCAGGCCUGACCCAUCGGCAGGGACUCCAGCUCCCCCUCUUCUUCCUGUUCCUGGCUUUCUACCUGCUCACUGUGGUAGGGAACUUGGGCCUGAUCACCUUGAUAAGCCUCAACUCUCACCUCCAUAUUCCCAUGUACUUUUUCCUCUUCAACUUGUCCCUCAUAGACUUCAGUUUCUCUACUGCCAUCGUCCCCAAAAUGCUGAUGAGUUUUGUUUUGAAGAGGAACCUGGUCUCCUAUGCAGGGUGCAUGACUCAGCUCUUCUUCUUUUGCUUUUUUGUCUUCUCUGAGUCGUUCAUCCUGUCAGCCAUGGCAUAUGACCGUUAUGUGGCCAUCUGUAAACCUCUGCAAUACACAGUCAUCAUGUCUCCUCAUGUGUGUUUGCUCCUCUUGUUGGGUGUCUAUGGGAUGGGGAUCUUUGGGGCCUUUUCCCACACAGGAAAUAUGUUGUUUUUGAUUUUCUGCGCUGACAACCUUAUCAAUCACUACAUGUGUGACAUCCUUCCACUUCUUGAACUUUCCUGCAAUGGCUCCUACAUCAAUGUACUUGUGGUCUGGAUUGUUGUGACCAUUGGUAUUGGGCUGCCCAUUGCGGCUAUUUUUGUCUCCUAUGGUUUCAUUCUGUACAGCAUUUGCCACAUCAAUUCCACGGAGGGCAGGUCCAAAGCUUUUAGCACUUGCAGCUCUCACAUCAUUGCUGUUUCUCUUUUCUUUGGAUCAGGAGCUUUUAUGUACCUCAAGCCACCUUCUCUGCUACCUCUGGAUCAGGGAAAAGUGUCUUCGCUAUUUUAUACUAUUGUAGUGCCCAUGUUUAAUCCAUUAAUCUAUAGCCUGAGGAAUAAGGAUGUCAAACUUGCCCUAAAGAAAACCUUGGAUAGAAUCAUGGCCCCUUGA